GUUACAGAUCGCAGUUCAUAGUACAAUAACCUACCAAUAAAUAGAAUCUUGAUAUCUUAAACCUGGGCAUAGUUCAGCACUCACUGGAUAUAGCAGCUUGCUAUUAGACAGCAGUUGGAGUUUGCAUUUUAAGCUCAUGGGUCAAAAACUAGACGAGCGUCUGGUAGUCGGACUGGCAUGUGGUGCCAUCUUUUGUAUACUACCACUACCAAGGUUGAGUGAAAGGUUGAUUGGUAUCUCAGCAUUUCCUGGAUUUGUUCUUGCUGGACUUGUCGGCUUAGGACUGGGAUAUGGAGCGACCUCUAUGCUACCGCUAGUACGUCGCCAGCUGCUGAAACGAUUGUUAACGUAUCAAGGAUGGUUGACCAAUCAGAAAAGUUUGAAGACAAAGGCCUGGGCUCUCCUGAUGAAGCUGUGUCGAAUGAAAAAUGAGACCACUUUCAUGUACCAGGAUAUGUUACCCAAGCUACCAGUACCCAGUCUAGAGGAGACAUUGCGAAGGUACAUGGAGUCUAUCAAACCUCUACUGGAUGCUCAAGACUUUGAUUAUUCUAAGAAAGUAAUCCUUGAGUUCCAACAGAAAGAUGGUCAGGUUCUGCAGAAGUAUAUUGAGGACAGAUAUAAGAAGACUCGCAACUGGCUGUCUGACUGGUGGAUGACGGCUGCUUAUAUGUCCGGAAGAUAUCAACUCCCUAUCAACUCCAACUUCUAUAUGAUGCACAAUGUCUUGCCUGAGGUGACCACCAACCAACUUGCCAGAGCAGCUAACAUACUUUACUACUCACUCAAGUUCUAUGAGAAUAAUUGCAAGGGUGUCACACCAGUGAUGAAGAUACAGAAAAUGGUACCCAUGUGUAUGGAUGGACUCAACACAUUGUUUGGCACAGCUAGGAUUCCAAGUUCUCCAGUUGAUUAUAUGCAGACUACCAACAGCCAAUCAAAGCACUUUGUUGUGAUCAGGAAUGGCAGUUUUUAUCGUGUGGAAUCAUAUGCCUAUGACAUGAAAGCAGGGGAGGAGAGACUACUGUCUGUGGAAGAGCUUUACAAUCAACUUGAGAUCAUACAGACUGACAAGACAGCCCCACCUGAGGACCAGACUGAAGCUGUGGCAGCUCUCACCUCACAGGAGAGGGAUGUAUGGGCAAAGCAAAGAGAGAAACUUCUGCAGGAUGAGACUAACAAGGCUACAUUGGAGACUAUUGAAAGUGCUGUGAUAAUCCUCUCUUUCGACAAUGAAGAUGCAGGGGACAUCAGUCAACAAGCAAAGGUGAUUUUUACAGGAGAUGGCAAAACAAGAUGGUUUGACAAGGCACUGUCUCUGGUGGUCCACAAAGAUGGCAAGGCUGGGAUUAAUGUUGAACAUGCUGCAGCUGAUGCUACGCAUCUGGCCCAGCUGACAGAGUACUACCUUAGCAGAGAGAAGUACACCAAGGCAGGGCAUAUUAUCACUUCAGCUACUCCAGCUAGAACUUUAGAGGCACCAAAAAGGUUAUUAUGGAAACUGGAUGGAUUCAAAGAGGACAUCAAUGUGGCUCAAGAAAAACUUAUGCAAAUGAAAGAAAUGAUAGACACUUACAUCUUCAGUCCAAGUUAUGGGAAGGGUUUUCCUAAGUCAGUGAGACUGAGCCCUGAUGGCUACUUCCAGAUGAUUAUACAACUGGCAUACUGGCGUUUACACAAGGAGGUUGUUCUCACAUAUGAGUCUGCAUCCACUAGACUGUUUGGCUUGGGAAGAACAGAAACAGUGAGACCACAUUCUGAAACAUCUCGCAAGUGGGUAGAAAGCAUGGAUAAUCCAAACAUCUCGAAAGAGGAACGUGUUAGUUUAUUGCGCAAGUCUAUCCUGUAUCAAAAUAAGUAUCGUCUUGAAUGCACUGGAGGGUAUGGUUGUGAUCGCCACCUACUGGGCAUGCUGAUGGCAUCCAUGGAACUUGGCAUGGAGAAACCAAAACUUUACCAAGAUAAGGCAUGGCAGUUUAAGUACAAACUAUCAACAUCGCAGACACCUACAGAUAUUGUGAAGUAUAAUUUACCACUUGAUCACAAUUCACUCAAUGGUGGCUUCGGCCCAACUGCAGAGGAUGGCUAUGGCAUUGCAUAUGUUGUUUUGGACGAUUUGAGAUUGAAUUUUAAUGUGACAUGUUGGAAACAGUCAGGUCUUAGUGCAAGGGAGUUUGGAGAUGCUUUGAACCAAGCCAUGUUGGACAUGCGUGCUAUCUUCCAGUAAAUACCUCCUGACACCACCGUCCAACACAUAUUGACAUUAUGUCAUACACAGGGUGCGUUAAUAGAAUGUCACACCUAUGGACCUUGGAUAUACCAUAUUGUUUUCCUACAUGCACAUAACUAAAUCAGACUAUGCAAUUCUCAAAUUAAAUGAAGAAAGUGUCACAAUGGCUUGAUAUAACAAUGCAAAACAGAUGGAUAAUUUGUAAUACUAAAAGAUUAUGUAAGCAAUUUUAAUAGUAUGGAUACCGUAUAUGAAUUACAGUUUCUUUGCACACAAUAUCUUCCUAGUACUAUUCAUGAUAUCAAAAUGUUACUUUGAACUGUCAAAAUCAACAUUUAUAUAAGUUAUGGAGGGUGAACUUUUAAGAACUUUAGAGAUCCUCAAUUCUUGCAGGCUGAUCAAACUCAUUGAAUUAUCUGAUAGGUUAGAGCUUUUAGUUUCCAUGUAUUUUUCUAAAUGAUUUCUUGGGUAUGAAUAUCAUUUUAAUGUAAACUUAUUAGGUGAAGACAUGGUUAUAAUAUAUUUUGUCUACAAAAUAAGAAGGGGGAAAAAAAUAUUUCAAGGUAAAAGAAAAAUUGGACAUGAUUAUGUAAAAUUGGGUUACUCCUGAAUUUUGACAUAAUUAUUGGAAACUGAAACUCUUGCUCUCAGUAUUAUUUUCUUUUCUUUCAAAGUAGAAAUAUUUCUUGUACCUGUUUGAUUACAUUUGAUGAUAGAUUCCGUUCAGUAUGCUCAACCCCAUUCACAUAAAGUAAAAUGUAAAAAUGAUAUAAAUAAAUAAGAGGUUUAUUAAAAAAUAGAAAA
This is a messenger RNA of Owenia fusiformis, 3034 nucleotides long. The record is from the annotation of a GenBank genome assembly. Lineage: Eukaryota; Metazoa; Annelida; Polychaeta; Sabellida; Oweniidae.